Molecule: messenger RNA, 1929 nt
Organism: Anoplophora glabripennis (Asian longhorned beetle)
Lineage: Eukaryota; Metazoa; Arthropoda; Insecta; Coleoptera; Cerambycidae
Product: RNA polymerase II subunit B1 CTD phosphatase Rpap2
Exons: 8
Coding region: 134-1864 (576 amino acids)
Cellular component (GO): nucleus; cytoplasm
Molecular function (GO): RNA polymerase II CTD heptapeptide repeat phosphatase activity; RNA polymerase core enzyme binding
Source: RefSeq, a predicted model, not a curated record
AGCUGUAAGUUUAAUUGAUUAACAUAUGUAAAAUGAGUUUUGACGUUUUAAGUUUUAUUGUUUUAAAUACAUCUCAUAUGUGGUUAUUUAUUGUUGUCUAGCAGUCUAAUAUAACUUUUUUUUUUAAUUAAAAAUGCAGGAUUCUAUAGAAGAUUAUAUAAAACUCUCAACUAAUGUUAAACCAGAUGAGCCCGUUAAAACAAACAAAGAUGUUCAGAUAACUGCACAAAGGAAGAAAGAAUGUGAUAUGAGGGCUAUGAAAAUUGUUGAAUUUUCCAUUGAAGGAAAAUUACGACCAGAAAUUUUUACAAGAUGUCUUCCUUUCAUCGAUCAGUCUCAUUACCAAGACAUAGUAGAAGAAAGAGCUAUUACAAAACUAUGUGGUUAUUCACUUUGUGGCAAGAGGAUCCCAGACAUGCCUAAAAAACGAUAUUACAUUUCCACAAAAAGUAACAAAGUUUAUGAUAUUACAGAUCGUAAGAACUACUGCAGCAACUUUUGUUACAAAGCCAGUUUACAUAUUAAGAAUCAGAUAGACAACAGCCCUUUGUGGUUGCGAAAAUUCGAAGACAUACCAGAAUACCAAUUAAUGGAAUCUACUGAGGGAGGUUUGCCGGGUGAAUGUAUUGACCAGGGGAUAGUAAAAGCUUUAGUAGAACCAGCUUUUGCUUCUAUUUCCAUGUUUACUGAAGUCUCUUUAAGAGAUAUCGUUGACAAAGAGAAAGGCAAAGAAAAACUAAGUCGAGGUACUAGUUAUAGGAAAUCAUCAAAGUUAUUAAAAUCCACAAUGCAAACGAUAGCAGAAAACUCGGAACAAGUUGAAGAAGAAGAAACUAUAGCUGAGAAACCAUUGAGUCUGAAUAAGAACAAUUCAAAAUGUAAUAUUAAGAAAUUCGAGCAUUCCAAUUCUUUAAGUACUUUGCCUGUUAUUGACGAAAAUGAAGAAAAAUUCGAGAAAACCGAAUUGGAUGAGAAUAUUAGAAAGAAUGUCGAACCUGUUAAGUCGUUUAGUAAAAAAUCCAAGAAAAAAGGCACAAAAUCUCAAAAAAUGGAUAUAGAGUUCUUAAUUAAUAAAGCUCUCAAAGAAUGGUUGACUUUAGAAUCCUUUAUUUUCAUUCAUGGAGAGACAAAAGUGAAAGAAAUACUGAACGAGAAAAAACUGAGCGACUAUUUCGAAGAGCUAAAUAUUACAGAGCUUCAAAGGGACCAACAGUUAAAAUAUAUGAAUAUUUGUAAAAGACUACAAUUGCAAGAAAUGGCCGAUGAGAAAUUUGAUAAUGUCGUGGUCGGUAAUACAAAAAUAAAGCCCGUUCCAGAUUACAAAAAAUUAAAAGACGAGAAUAAGGACUUGGAUCUGAAAGUUAAAUGUUUUUACAGUGGAGUAUUGCAUGAAAGAGAGGACACUAACUUCCCAACAGCAAUAAAUAAAAAAAGUGAUGUAGGCGACGAGGGAGGCCCCCCAGCAGUUUUACCGCUAGUUGAUGUAAACUCGCAAAAUGCAAUGAGGAGGAAAAUUUUCCUGACUUCUAUUAAUAAAUCCAUGCACCAACUGCUUCAGGCACUGAAUGUCGCCAAUUUCUCUGCGAUACUCUCCGAUCUUCAAACCCUAGUGCGAACUUUCAAUUUAAAGGCUGAUAAUAUAGUUUUUAAACCUACCAUAUGGAAUUUCAUCACAAUCGCAUUACUAAACAUACUAUCAAUACGUGAUAAGAACAUUAAGAAUAUGUUAGAGGAAAAACAAAAUCAAAGGUAUAUCGAACUUCAACUGAAUUCCUUACCAAGCAAGGCUAAGUUUAUCUGUGAAAUAUCGGCAAUGAUACAGAAUAUCGAUUUAUUUGUUGAAACCUAUAUAUCUUCCAAGUAAAUGUGAUUUUGUUUUUAUUUAAGUUACUUAAAUAUUAAUAAGUAAUAAAUAUUCCAGCAACCAUG